Lycium ferocissimum is the source of this 453-nucleotide messenger RNA. RefSeq lists its product as uncharacterized. NCBI's taxonomy places the organism in Eukaryota, Viridiplantae, Streptophyta, Magnoliopsida, Solanales, Solanaceae. The transcript has a single exon. Bases 1 to 453 code for a protein of 150 amino acids. Gene Ontology annotation, molecular function: nucleic acid binding. The record is from RefSeq and is a predicted model, not a curated record.
AUGCCAAAAAUCUUGCCAUAUGUGAACCUCGCACAAAGAUUGUGCAAAAAGUUCAAGAAAAUCGAAUUCAAGCAUACGCCAAGGGCUCAAAAUGAAGUCGUUGAUGCUCUUACUACUAUAGCAUCCAUGAUACAGUAUCCUGAAAGCAGCCACAUCGAUCCGCUUGAGAUAAGUUUGAAGGGAGAACAUACGUACAGUUCUCCUGUGGAGGCAGAACCCGAUGGCAAGCCAUGGUACGCCGACAUAAAGACAUAUUUGGAGAAAGGAAAGUAUCUCGAAAAUACCACGAGCAAUCAGAGGAAAACCAUCCGGAGAAUGGCUAACGUGUUCUUCCUAAAUAAGGAAAUACACUACAAGAGAACGCCAGAUCUCGGAUUACUCAGAUGCGUGGAUGCACCGAGGCCACGAAAUUACUGGAAGGAGAGCAUGCUGGGACUUGUGAGCCUCACAUGA